This is a messenger RNA of Culex quinquefasciatus (southern house mosquito), 3906 nucleotides long. It is a transcript of the gene bma, whose product is annotated as SCY1-like protein 2. The transcript has 20 exons. Gene Ontology annotation, molecular function: ATP binding; protein kinase activity. The coding region runs from base 416 to 3133 and encodes 905 amino acids. Gene Ontology annotation, biological process: protein phosphorylation. The record is from RefSeq and is a predicted model, not a curated record. NCBI's taxonomy places the organism in Eukaryota, Metazoa, Arthropoda, Insecta, Diptera, Culicidae.
GAAAGGGGUUGGUGGUAAAUCAAAUUAAGGGGUGCGCUUUUGACGAAGGAGUGCCCACUUUGUUCGGGGUUGUUGUAUGCCGUAAUUAAAGGAAAACAGAGUGCGGUUUUGUGUGCGUUGGAUCGAUCGAGAAAAAGGAAAGUUCGAAGAGGCGCCGUGACCCGCCGGAACGUCCGGAACCCACACUGGGAUUCCCACCCUACCCCGGUCACCUCUGUCCGUGGGCCCAGUGUCUUUCGUCUUUCGUCCCCGAGCUCUUCUUCUCGGAAAGAUCGUCCCAAGCCAACUCCACUCUCCCAUCUGCCGCUACCGCUAGUGUCCAGCCUCGGUCGCAUCCGGAACAGCGCAAGUCGUCCCCCUGGCGCACGGUUCGCCCCGGAAGUCUUUCAACAUUCCGCUUUUCCAAUUAAAUGUUAUGCCGGCCGCGACCAUGUUUUCCAAGUUCAAAAGCAGCAGUACGAGCGCGCCGCCGCCCAACCCCUACGACAACAAUCCGAUCACGCAGUACUUUGAGAUUGGCAAGCAGAUCGCCUGUGCGGGCCCGGAACUAGUGUGGAAGAUCCACGAGGGCUACCGGAAGACGGACGGGAAGGAAUGUUCAAUAUUCGUGUUCGAGAAACGUACCGCAGAAAAGCUACACAAACCAAAGCGAAAAGACAUGGUGACGGAAAUUCUGCGGGCAUCGGUCAAACAGCUGGAACGAUUUCGGCACCCCAAGAUUCUGCAGAUAAUGCACACCGUCGAGGAAAGUUCGGAGACCCUUUCGUUCGCCACCGAGCCCGUCAUCGCCAGUUUAGCGAACGUCUUAGCAUAUCAGGAAAGCGCCGGGACCGUACCGGGACCCCCGAGCACCGGUGCCUCCCAGCAGUUACAGAACAGUUCCCCGGCGAACCGACCAGCCCACGCCAAGGAGUACAACUUCCUCGACAUUGAGCUCAAGUAUGGAAUUCUGCAGAUCACGGAAGCCCUCUCGUUCCUGCACUACUCCGGCCAAGUGAUACACCGGAACGUGUGUCCCUCGUCGAUUCUGAUCACCAAGAAGGGCACCUGGAAGCUGGCCGGAUUCGAGUUUACCGAACGGGUCAACGAGCAGGACUCUACGGAUCCAGUGCCCUGCCAGCCCUGGUCGACGCGAACGUCCAAGAUGGUGCAACCGAACCUGGACUACAUGGCUCCCGAGAAUCAAAUUAACGCCAACUGCAGCAUACUGAGCGAUAUGUUCUCCCUUGGAAUGGUGAUAUGUGCCAUCUUCAACCACGGGAGACCGUUGAUACAGUCCGGAAAUUCACCGCCUGCGUACAUCAAACAAACGGAAAUGCUCGACGAAGCCGUGCACAAUAUGCUGCCCCGGAUACCGAUCCCGCUGCAGGAGGCGGUCACUCGGUUGCUGAAAAAGUCCCCCGUAGCCCGGCCCACGGCCCAGCUGCUGACACUCAUCAAAUACUUCAGCGAUCCUGCGGUCCAAGCGCUCCAGUUUCUGGACGUCAUCAACAUGAAGGAUCCCACGCAGAAGACCCACUUCUAUCGGAGUACGCUGCGAGAGGUGCUGCCCUUUCUGCCACGGAAACUCUGGUGGCAACACAUCUGGCCCAAUCUCCAGCAGGAAAUGCGUGCUGAUGAAGUCCUGGCCGCCGUCCUGCAGCCCGCCCUCACCCUGGUCCAGGAAUCAUCGAACACCGAAUACGAAGCAAUCAUUUUACCAACGUUUAAGACUGUUUUUGUAGCUCCCAAAUCCAUCCAGGCGACCGUUGCGUUACUGGAGAACCUGCACAUAAUCCUGGAGAAAACACCCCGGGACGACAUCAGGACGGAAGUGCUUCCGUUGCUGUUCAACGCGCUCGAAAGUACAACGAUACAGGUGCAGAGUGCCGCCCUCGUGGCCGUCACGAACGUGUACGACUACCUGGACGACAUCACGAUCAAGAAGCUGGUGCUGCCGAAGCUCAAGGCGGUGUUCGAGAAGAACCAGAAUGAUCUCAAGAUCAUGGGCAACGUGCUGCAGUGCGUCGAGCGGACGCUGGACAAGCUAGACAAGUCGCAGAUUAUAGACGAAGUACUUCCUUUGCUGCUGGAAGUUAGGUUAACCGAUCCGGAUAUUAUUGUACGAGUUGUCAAUAUCUACCGGAUUAUGUUGUGUGAUAAAAAGUACGGUCUCACCGUGAACACCAUGGCCACGAAGGUGAUGCCCACCCUGCUGCCCCAGACUGUGAAUCCUUCGCUAAAUCUCGAACAAUUUAUGAUCCUGUUAGAGGUGCUCCAAGAGAUGCUGGACCAGAUCGACCGCCAGCAGCGGAACAAGCUGAAGCUGGACAACCUGUCGCUUCCGUCGCCGGACCGGCAUCGACCCCUACGUCACCAGUUCUCGUCGGACAACAUGAACGUGCAGCAGUUCAACAUCCCGAACUUGCGCAUCGACCAGCGUAAGACGUCCAGCGCCGAGGACAUGGCCCGGAAGAACUCGACAGGUACCCGAAGAGGUUCGGGUGCUCUAGGUAGCUGGUGGUUCGGCGGAUCGCCCUCGUCCCCCGACAGCAACUUCCUGCGGGUCGUCAACGCCUUCCCCAACCGGCGGCUGUCGGACAACACGCUCAUGACGCCCAAGAUCCGGAUCGCCCCGUCCUGCGCCUCGUCACCCGGUGGUACUCCUGGCGGUGGUCUGCCAAUAAGACGCCACUCGAGCAUUGGUCCCCAGGAGCGACGAAGUUCCAACAUCAAUCUCUCACCACCGACUGGUUUCAGCGCUCGGGGCGGCUCCGGGUCGAGCCUUUCAGUGCCUGCCACUUCCGCUUCUUACGUACUUUCACGGAGCAUGAUCGGCGGCUCGAUGCCAAAUACGUCGAGUAGCGUGCCGUUCCUGCUCUCGUCCAGCAUGCAGUCGAUCCGAAGCCGCCGAACCUCGACCGUGCUGUCCUCGGGUCCGCUCGGCUCCGGAUCCGGACUGCUCCAGCAGCUCGGUUCCGGCAUGUCGUCGAAGCUCGAAACGAAGCUGGCCAACAUUAAGCCACUGGAGCUGCUGACCUACUCGCCGGCGUCGCGACGCAGCAGUACGGCCACCGCCGCCGGCUUUCAGCGCAGCUUCCAGAAGAGCCAGAAGAAGGCGCUGAAGAAUCUGCGCAAGAGCUUCAAGCUCUGAAUCGCGGUGCGCCACGGUCCCAAGCGGUGCUCCUCCCCAAGCCUAAAAAUUGUGCGCCAACUUGAAGCCGCUGACCACGAGGUAGACUGGGAAGAGGACGGAGAAGUUGUGGAAGCAGGUGGGACCACGAUCUGGUCCUGGACGCUGGCGUACGGAGUGAUGCAAGAACUGGGGGAAUAUCUGAGGACCGUGCUGUGCUUCAACGGAUUGUGGGGGAAGAAUCGAUGCGACCGCUUGUACUAUGAACGUCGCCAAGAACAGCAAAGCUCAGCUUGUAGUGCCGUAUUCGUGUAAUUUUGUACUACUCCCGUUGCGCAAGCUACUCUCUUUGUGGAUGAUGGAUGUUGUUCGAAGCGAUUCGAAGCUUGACCAAACCAAACAUAGUAAAACCGCCAAUACGUGUCGUACAAUUAUUGCUAGUUGACAGAUUUUUGUAUCAUGCAAGCGACCAAAAAUUUGUAUUACCCUAAAACGAUAAACAGAACCAAGUAAGAGUCAGUAGUAGAACCCCCCCUUUACAUAGCGUAACCCGUAGAGCAGGUAGUUCCGCUUUUUCCGUAUUCUUUGAGUGCAGUUCUUGAAUUCUUCGAACUGAUCUAACCGCUAUACCGCCUCUACCUCCACAGCUUUCCACGAUACACGGUCACCGUUUUUUGAACGCACUGCUCAAACAAUUUCUACUAGAUGUGCUAUCACGGCUCACAAUACCACCACAAAACACUUCCUCACAUACUUCAGAACCGUUCUCUGGAGCUACCGCUCCACGAUCUAUU